Molecule: messenger RNA, 2700 nt
Organism: Adineta ricciae
Lineage: Eukaryota; Metazoa; Rotifera; Eurotatoria; Adinetida; Adinetidae
Source: the annotation of a GenBank genome assembly
AUGUUCUUCUCGCUUAUCUCACGAUAUGCUUUAUUUUAUCUGACCGUUGGACUAGGUCACAUCACAUUUAUUCAAACAGCUUGGCCGACACAAAACAACUCUGCUGUUCAGUUAUUAGGUCUUUUUCCAGAUGCACAAAAUACAUCAAUACCUAGUACGUUUUCUGUGCAUUCACGAGCUAUGUUCAAAACAGCGAUCAUUCUUGCACAGCAGUAUGAUGUGAAGAUAAAUGGAGAAUACAUUCAGUGGCAAGCUGCUCAAACUGGUGGAGAUGUCGUUAAUGCUCUUAGUGACAUGUGUCAGGCCAUAUCAAAUUCUAAUAUAAUGGGUGUUGUUGGUCCCGCCUAUUCUCGAGAAGCAACCGAUAUCACCGCUUUCGCCGAAAGAAUAGGUAUUCCUGUUAUAUCUUACGCGACAACCAAUCCCGAUCUAUCUGACCGUACCUCUUAUCCGGCCUUUUAUCGUACAAUCCCGUCAGAUAACGAGGCUGCAAUAGCAAUUGCAAAGUUAUUCACUCGAUACAACUGGACAUCGGCUAUCAUUGUCUAUCAGAAUGAUGCAUUUGGAACAAAUGGAGCAAAAGUUAUUAAUGCAGCACUUACUGCCGGUGCAGUGACGAUUCGGGGAACGGUUAUAUUCGAUGUGACGACAAGAAGUAUUCGCGGGGAUUUACAAGCCCUAUUAACUGGUAGUUCUGCACGAGUGGUAAUCUUGUGGGCGGAUCCAAUUAAUACCCCACUGAUCUUACACAAUGCAAUUGAUGUGAAUGUUCUUGGCCCACAAUUUACAUGGAUCUUAAGUUCGAGUAUUCCAUUCACUACUUUCAAUCAAACAUCUUAUCAAGCACUAGUAGGACUACUAACAGUGGAAGCGGUCACAGGCAGUAUCAUCAGUGAACCAUUCAAUCAAACAUUACUGAACGCGGCAUGCAAUAUUUGGCAAACAUACGAACCAGAAACAUUUCCAGGCGUAUCGAAGAUAGAUUACUACGGAUUGUUUGCAUUUGAUGCUACAUGGUCACUAAUUCAAUCAUUACAAAAAGUCUGUUCGUCAGAUUCUAGCAACCUUUCAACGUGUCCAUCGAUGAUAGGUUCAUCCUACUGUUUCGAUCGGUCUUUAACCAAUUCCAGCAACUUAUUUUCCGCAAUCAAUGACAUCGCAUUUCUUGGUGUCACUGGUCAAAUCGAAUUCAGCGCCAAUGAAACAGAUCGACUGACUGGCGUCUAUUACGUUGCACAAAACAUUCAACCAUCUGCAACGGGAAUAUACUUUACACCAGUAUUAAAAUACACUAACAGAAAUUAUUGGAGUGCCUAUACCUUAGCAAAUGUAAUUGUGUGGCCAGGCAAUUCAUUAACGCCGCCGGCCGAUAGACCCAUUCUCGAAGGAGUCACUCUACGAAUUGCUGUUACUCAAUCGACUCCAUUUACAAUGCUUUCUUACACAGUUGAUGAUUUCGGACGGAAUACAACGACAUAUAUCGGUUACGUACCAGAUCUCAUUGCGCUUUUACAAUACAAUAUGAAAUUUGUACCGCAGCUGAUUUUAGCACCAGCGACUAAAACUUACGAUAAUAUUAUUCAAGAUGUAUCCAAUGGUGUUUAUGAUAUGAUGAUGAGUGAUCUUACCAUUACUUCUGGACGCCGACAAAUAGUGAGUUUUUCCAGUUCAAUAUUUGACAACUCGUUACGUAUUAUUAUGCGCGAAUCCACGGAUGAAAGCGUCGACUUUUUAGCAUUUUUGAAAACAUUCUCCUUUGACCUCUGGUUAACUCUACUUGGCUCUGGACUAUUUGCUGCCGUCAUUCUUUGUAUCAUAGAACGGCAAGAAAAUGAAAUCUUACAAAACCGAUCACUGUUAUCUUUAUUGUCAAUGGGCAUGUGGUAUUCUCUUGGUGCUUUCGUUGGCUAUGGUGUUGAUUUCCAUGUAAGAACAGCAGCUGGCCGUCUGUUAACACUUGGUCUAUACAUAAUAAGCAUUGUUUUUGUCGCGACUUAUACAGCGAAUUUAACUUCUUAUCUGACGAUCGCAAAAACAACGGAGCUCAUAUCUAGCAUUGAUGAUAUCAAAGCAGGAAAGUUACCGUUUAACCGUAUCGGUGUUCGUCUCGGCACAUCGAUUGAAGCCUAUUAUUUACGCGAGAUUUCCAAUGGUGUGAAAAACUACUAUCCAUUAUCAUCUCGGCAACAGCAAUACAAUGCUUUACUCAACGGUCUGAUCGAUGCCUCAUUCAUGGACAUCGGAGUAGCUGAGUAUGCGACGAACAAUAUCUACUGUAAUUUAACAUUGGUCGGUGCAGACUUUGAGACGAGUGCAUUCGGGAUUGCUAUACCCAAGAAUUGGGUGUACGCACAGAUUUUAGAUGUAAAUAUCUUAUCAUUGAGAGAAGCAGGCUCAUUAGACGAUUUGCGUACAAAAUGGUUUCAAGCGAAAACUUGCCCAGAAGCAUCCAAUGUACCAACAUCUAUGGGUCUUCAAUCCUUAAUUGGUCUAUUUCUUACAUUUGCGAUUAUUAGUGUAUUAUCAGUCAUAUUGUUCUUGUAUAAGAAACGGUUUAUGCUCAAAGAUUAUAUGAUGAGUAUGUUUCGCAAUAAAUCUUCUUUCACACAACAGAACGCAUGUAUCAGACGAAAUCCCGUCAAGUCUCUCGAGGAUUCACCACCUUCUCGAGUCCAUUCGGAUAUUCAACUACAGCUGUAA